AUGUGGGAUUAAUCAUUUAAGUUAGUUCCAGAUUAAAAUAUAGCAUUAGUGUUUGACUAAGCUGUAAAUCCAUUAUUAAUAUUUAGCUCAACGCAAAUGAUGAUUAUUUGAGGUUGUUAAAAAUUACAGAAGGUAUAAAAUAUGUAACUUAAAAAUUACCUUAAGCAACAACAUUUUCUAGUUCAAAACUAUUGUUUUAAUGUAAUCUCUAUUUCAAUAAUUUCAUAGUAAUGUGUUUAUAUCCCUUUUAAAAAUCAAACAUAGAAUCUUUAAUUUCUGCAUUUUUUGAGUAUUUCCAGGAUUUUCGUUUCAUAAGUAGCUUCUUUGAGGCUUCAUCAGAUAUUUCUAUGCUUCAGGAAACUAGUACAUAAACUUUAAAAUAAAGAAUUACAAUGUUAUAACGGUUUAAUAAGUAUUCAUUAAUUACAUUUCAAAGCAAACCAAAAGAUGGCCAUGAUGGAUAAUAAUUCAGCUAAGCAGUAACUUAGGAAAUAGUUACAAUAAAAUUGUUUACUGUAAAAUACUUAAAGAAAUUUUUUGAAUUAGCAAAUAAUUUGUAGUUGGAUUUUUAACUUUAUUGUCUGAUGUUUAAACACUAUAUUUAAAACUCAACUAAUUAAAAAUUAAUAGAAAAUGUUAUGGAUUGUUUUUAGGAUUUAAGAUUUACAAUAUUUGCUAAAUGUGAUUGGGUUAAUUAAUUUAGUGAAGAAAUUAUUAUUUGUAAUUAUAUUUAGUUUUAUAGAUAUAGUUUUUAAGAAUACUCCAAAAUUAUUUCCAUCUUAUACUAAAUAUAAAAUAGUUGUAAUUGAAGAAGAUUCUGAUACAGAAAUUGUAAGUUAAACAUAAAUUACUGUAACUUAACAAUAAAAUAAAAGAAGAUCUUAUGUUUCAUCUGAAUAAGACCCUAGUUUAUAUAUAUAAAAUUUAUGUUGUAAAUAAGAUCCAGAAUAACCAUUAUAACAUAAUUCAGUUUUUGAAGAAAUUGAGAAUAUUGAUAUUUUAAUUUAAUUUGUUUUAGAUCCUAUUUAAAUUUCAGUAGCUUCUCUUUGGGUAAAAUGAUAUAAAUAAAUUUUAGGUUGAAAAUUUUCCAAAAUUACCAGAUAUUAUAGAUAAUGAGAAAUAAAUCUUUAAAUAUAAAUCAACUAAUAAUUUGAGUAAAUAUCAAGUAUUUAGAUCUUUUAGAGCCUUAUAAAUUCUAACUAAUAUUGAAAACUUUAAAAAUUUAUUAGGUCAAUAUUCAUAAAUUUUUGCAAAAACAUGUAAAUUAAUUAUUAAUAAAUAGUUGCAUUUAUUAAUAUCACUUUAUAUGAUGAAACUAAAAAUAUUAAUUUAUAUCAUCUUGCCAUGAUGUUAAAAUUUUUAAUCAAUCUAUAACCUAAGUUUUGUAUUAAAUAACUUAUAGAAUAAAAAAUAUUUCCUAAAUUAUUAGAAAUGUCUUAUAAUCCUUCAAUAAAUUAACUAUUGAUCGAAAUGAUUAAUUUUAAUGAAGACAUUAUUAAAUUAGGAAUUUAUUAUUUAGAUUAGUUAUGGUCCUACUUACAUUAACUUAAUUUUUUGUAAUUACUUUCUAAUUAUUCAUUCGAUACAUAACUAGUUGUAGAUACUCCAACUCCUGAUUAAACAGUAAUAAUAAUUACUAUGAAAGGCUUACAAUGACAUAUUUUAAGUAAUUAAAGCUUUAUCUAUAUUUGAUCCAUAGAGAAUGUAAAAAAAAUUGCUAAAAUAAGAAACAUAAGAUAAUAUAAAUUCCAUACAAUCUAAAAAUGAUUAUGAUAAUUUAGAAGCAUUUUAAAAUGAAAAAUAAAAUAAAUUGAAAAAAGCAGAAGAUGAUUUAUUAAGAAGACAAUCAUCUAUUUCAAUGACACAAAAUAAUAGUAAAGUACAUUAAAUCUAAAAAAGAAAAUCAAAUAAUUUUUAUUUACCAAAAAUAUAAUCAAAUACUUCUUGUCAAGAUGGUGAUGGUAUUUUGAUAAAUAAUAGUUAAAGUAUAGAUAAUAAAUUAAAUUCUGGAAAUAUAAAGACAUCACCUUUAAUGAGAAGAAGAAAUUAAACUUCUUAACAUUAAGGUAAAAAUAAAAUGAAAACUGAACAAGAUAAUGAUUUAUAUUCAAAUGAUGGAUUUUCAAGUAGUAAACUUGUUUAAAUCUAUCCAACAACUAAAUCAGUAAUAUUUUUAUCAGAUUUUGAAAAAGAAAAAUCAUAAUUUAAUAAAAAUAAUAUAUCAGAAAAUCAUUUAAAAAUGUUAAUUCUAUUAAUUGAUUAAUUAAUUGUUUUUGCUGAAAAACAAUAAGAAAUGUAAAAAAGAUUACCCAAAACUUAAAUAUUUAAUAUUAAUAAAUUUGCAGAAUUAAUUAUAACAGAAAAGAAUAUAUAUUCAUUAUUUAAGGUAUUUUUAUAUUCAAUUUUGGAAAUCCCACAUAAUCCAACAUCCUUGUCUGUUGAAUGUGGACUUUUAUUACAUAAUCUUUACAUUAAAGUUAAGACUUUAUAAAUAUUUGAAAAUUUUAAAGAAUUGUUAAAAAAUUAAUUUUAAUUAAUAAUAGAUUAUUUAGUUAAAUGCAUAGUUUAAUUAAAUUCAAUUAAAUAAAAACUAGAUUCCUCAUCUUUUGCUUUUAAAUAAUAUAUUUUAGUUUCCUUAAUGACUAAUGGAUUGUUAUUAUAUGACAGAUAAAAUUAUAUGAUUAAAGUAGAUAAAAAUUUAAAAAGUGUUUUCAGAAAUUUAACAGAUACUAUGCUUCAUAUAAUUAUUAUAUGGUUUUCAGAUAGUUAAUAGAAUACAAUAUAUUAAUAAAUCUUCACUAAAUUUAUUACUAUAUAUUUUGCAGGAGCUCCUAUGCCAUACUUAUCCAAUAUUAUUUUUAAAUUAGGAUUAGUUAGUUCGUUAUAUAAUGCAUAUACUAAAUUUUAUUAGAAUGAAAUAAAGGACACAUCAUAUGUAGAAGGCAUUUUUUUUUAUAUUCUAUUAAUAAAUUAUAUUAUUAGAAAUGCAAUAAAAGUGAGAAAUUUAAGUGAUUUAUAAAGUGCUCUUAUUAUAUUAGACUCAUGGUAAUAGCUAGAAUAAGCUCAACCAUUUGAAAAUCCUAUGGCUUUGAGAAAUGCUGAUUAAUUGAUUAAUGUAGAAUAACUGAAAUAAGUAGAAAAAGUAUAACCUAAAAAAAGUGAAGAAAAGAAUCUCAAAUUAAUCAAAACAAAAACAUAAAUAAAUCAAAAAGUAAAUUCCCUUAUGUCCUUAUAAAAGUAUAUUAGUAAAAUCUAAUUUUAGAAAAAUAAGCGAACCUAAUACUAACCCGACAGUGCAAACAGCAAGACCAGAAUAAUCAUAAAGAAAAUUAAUUUGA
Paramecium pentaurelia is the source of this 3338-nucleotide messenger RNA. The record is from the annotation of a GenBank genome assembly. NCBI's taxonomy places the organism in Eukaryota, Ciliophora, Oligohymenophorea, Peniculida, Parameciidae.